Rubroshorea leprosula is the source of this 1586-nucleotide messenger RNA. The record is from the annotation of a GenBank genome assembly. NCBI's taxonomy places the organism in Eukaryota, Viridiplantae, Streptophyta, Magnoliopsida, Malvales, Dipterocarpaceae.
AUCCUUUAUUUAAGGCAAAAUUCCUCUUUUCCUAAGCUGAACUCUUAAUGACCUUAAAACAAUAACACAUUGCAUGUUCUUGCAAUGGAAACAUCUCCAAGAUCUUUUAUCUUCUUGCCCGUGGCAAAUAUUUAUGAGGAGAAAAUUAUUGUAAUUACAUUCUUCUUUUUGGGAGUUUCUGGCGGCCGGACAUGUUGCUCUCGUCGAACGAUCCCUCUCAGGAUCGCUAUCAGCGCCGGUUUUCUAUUUUCUUAGAUACUGGAAUCCAGGGUUGUUUUAGCCUUCAGGAGGAUAUGGUGAUAAAUGGGAAGCAUCAGGGGGUGUUUGGAGGUCGAGAAAUUGUGGGGGAGUUUAAUUCUCUUUGUUUUGAGUGUGGUGGCCUGAAUUUGGUUGAAGAGCAGGAUCAUAAUUCACUUCGGAAAGAACAAGAAAUCAAGUCGGAGGAUUUAAUAUCGGAAGAAUUGAGUUUCGGUUAUGGUUUUACUAACGAUCACCAGCUGCUUGAAGAAAUUUCGAAGCGAGAAGUGCGAAAUCCCAAGGACAUGUUAUCGGAGCUGUCAUCUUCGGAGAUUCUUAGGAACUACGGAGUGGGAUUGAAGAAAGUGAAAGUGGAAUAGUGGAUGAAUUUGGUGAUGGUCCUGGUGGAAAGAUCAAUAGUGGCGGUGAGAAACUCGCAACGGAGGAAAUCAUGAGGGUAACCGGAGCAAGGUACGUUCAGUCCUCGGACUGAGGUACGAUGUUGAUGCACCCUUUUGGACAUGCCCUCAGUGGAUUGUCCGAUUAGGAGACCAAGGAUGUGGAACUGCUGCAUCUGCUCCUGGCUGCAGCUGAGAAAAUCGGAUACCAGCAAUUCGAACGUGCCAGCAGAUUGCUUCCUCGGUGUGAAUGGAUCGCAUGGGAGAGAGCUAAUCCGGUGCAGAGAAUUGUUUACUACUUUGCGGAAGCUCUUCGGGAGAGAAUUGAUAAAGAAGCUGGGUGGGUGACAACCAAGGAAUCCAAGGCCAGGAGCAGCUGAGUUUCAGCAAGUCAUUGAUUCACAGGUUUAACUGAUGUUAGAUUUCAAUUUCAACAAAAACCACAGCAUUAUUGUGCAUUCUUUUGAUCACUGAGGCGGUAUGACUUGGCCAAGGUAAUAACUUGUGUGCCUAAAGUUCAUUAAGCAGUGUUGAUGAACUUGUCAAGUUUAAAGUCCCUUCACUUGCCUUGCUUACUUCUUAAAAAAUACUCUGUGAAUUAGACUUUAAUUAAUUGAAAAAGUCAGGUGUUAUAAUUUUGUGCUCUCUUUAUACCCAGUACUUCAGCCAUUCUCUUACAUUCAAAGCCAUUAGGAAAAGAUUGUGUACAUUUAUUUCAUUGCCUUGGUUUCAAGUUCAGAAAUAUCCAUACUGGCUCCAUCUUCAUUGUUUAAACUGGUAUAUUACUAGAACUUAGAAAUGCUGCUACCUUGUUCAUUGCAGUAUGUCCUUUACGCAUGCACAGUGUGUAAUAUUCAUGAAUUACAUCAUUCAUGGUGUAUAGUUGCAUAAAUACGUCCCUAUAUGUUCUGAUGCUCUGGAAACAAGGUAGAAGAAAGUCCAAAUUUUGUA